Solanum verrucosum is the source of this 901-nucleotide messenger RNA. Its product is annotated as 40S ribosomal protein S10-1-like. Lineage: Eukaryota; Viridiplantae; Streptophyta; Magnoliopsida; Solanales; Solanaceae. The record is from RefSeq and is a predicted model, not a curated record. The transcript is spliced from 5 exons. Gene Ontology annotation, cellular component: cytosolic small ribosomal subunit. The coding region runs from base 108 to 656 and encodes 182 amino acids. Gene Ontology annotation, molecular function: RNA binding; structural constituent of ribosome.
UAAAACGUCGCAAACUAGGGUUCAAGGACAGAAAACUUUGCUGCUGAAAUCGCUGGAGGCAACUGUGUGAUUUCUCUCACAACUUCCCCAAUCUUCUUCCAGCAGCCAUGAUUAUCUCAGAGAAGAACCGUAGAGAGAUCUCCAAAUACCUCUUCCAAGAGGGAGUGUGCUACGCGAAGAAGGAUUACAACUUGGCCAAGCAUCCGUUAAUCGAUGUGCCAAAUCUACAGGUUAUCAAACUGAUGCAGAGCUUCAAAUCUAAGGAGUAUGUUCGCGAGACAUUCGCUUGGAUGCACUACUACUGGUACCUUACAAAUGAUGGCAUUGAGUUCCUCAGGACUUAUCUUAACCUUCCAUCUGAAAUUGUCCCCGCUACACUGAAGAAAUCGGCUAAACCCCUUGGUCGUCCCAUGGGUGGCCCUCCAGGCGAUCGUCCACGUGGACCACCAAGGUUUGAGGGUGAUAGGCCAAGGUUUGGCGACAGAGAUGGUUACCGUGCUGGACCUAGAGGUCCACCUGGUGAGUUUGGAGGUGAGAAGGGUGGAGCUCCAGCUGACUACCAGCCUGCUUUCAGGGGUUCUGGUGGAAGACCUGGAUUCGGCCGUGGAUCUGGAGGUUUUGGUGGCGGUGCACCUACUAGUUCAAGCUUCUCUUAGAUUCCUGCCAUCUUAGACUUAGUGGUUGUUUCAAUUUUGAAAUCAGAUGUUGAAAUCACUUUGGAUUUUCAUUUUCUUGUUAAAACUUAAUAUUCCAAGCAGGGUAAUUUUAUCUUUGUUGAUCUUUAGAGAACUAUAAGUUUUGUUCUGUUCCUUGUUCGUUUGUGUCUUUUGAGAUAUACUUUCAAGUUAUUCCAAUGUGACAUUAUCAGGUACUUUAUAUAUUGUUGAUGGUUUUAAUCCUA